Molecule: messenger RNA, 1093 nt
Organism: Anguilla anguilla (European eel)
Lineage: Eukaryota; Metazoa; Chordata; Actinopteri; Anguilliformes; Anguillidae
Gene: hacd4
Product: 3-hydroxyacyl-CoA dehydratase 4
Exons: 7
Coding region: 104-742 (212 amino acids)
Biological process (GO): sphingolipid biosynthetic process; very long-chain fatty acid biosynthetic process; fatty acid elongation
Cellular component (GO): endoplasmic reticulum membrane
Molecular function (GO): 3-hydroxyacyl-CoA dehydratase activity
Source: RefSeq, a predicted model, not a curated record
AAAUUUCAAAAAAAAAAAAAAAAAGAAAAAAAACUUCCUCAAAUUUCAAAACUGCACUUUAAAGAGGGUGGCUUCCAAUAGGGUUAACUACUGUUUAUUCAGAAUGAGGUGCAGUAUCCAACUUGCCUAUCUUUUCCUGUAUAACCUACUACAGUUCUGUGGGCACACUUGGAUAUUUGCAAACAUGAUGGCCCGGUUCCUUUCAUUCGGGGAAGAUGCCUUGGCGGACACCUUUUACUCGGUGGGCGUUGUGGUGAGCCUGUGCCAGCUAAUGUCAGUACUAGAGCUGUUCCACAUUGCGGAUGAAAUUGAGAAAGCAGAGCUCCUACCACGGUUUAUACAAGUAAUGGAGAGGAAUUUUGUUUUGUUUGUGGUGAUCAUUAGCCAAGAGGAAGUUCAAAGUAAAUCUAUAGUGUGCAUACAGUUUUUCCUGUGGAACACUCUAGACCUUUUAAGGUACCCUCAUGGACUCCUGGCGCUCUUCAGCACCCCUUCCUUUAGCAUGCUGUGGGUACGCCAUACCCUGUGGAUCCCGCUCUACCCCCUCUCUGUGAUUGCAGAAGGACUGACUGUGUACCAGGCCCUGCCCUACUUUGAGUCCCUGGAGACGUUUUCCUUCCCUUACAUUCUGCUGGGCUACUUCCCUCUGCUCGCCAUCGGUGCCUGUUUCACUAUGUGGCAGCUGCUGGGAGAGAGGAAACAACAGCUGGACAUCUGGAAUAAAAAAACCAAGAGGAAAUAAAGAGACAGUCACACACAUAUGCACACACACGCAUAUGCGCGCAUGCACACACACACACUGACAUGCACACACACUCUUGGGUCCCACUCAUCGUGAGACAGCAUGUGGAGCAGCUUAUCUGGAAGACACCAGAGGUUGAGUUUAAGGACUAGCCCUGUGCCAGUGUAAUGUAAACAAAUGCAAUUCCUGCAGCAGCUUGAAGCGCACCACAACAUGUGUGGGAAUUCUUAGCUGGCUUCUUCUGAAUGCUCCCUUUCGGGAACCCAUGGUGGAUUCACGCCUGUUUGGACGAGUCUAGCAUGACAACAAAAAACAUCCCAGUUUUUAUGACUGGAAGAAUCUACCUGCAGG